CCCCGGGAAGGCGGCCCCAGCGGGGAGCCUAGCCCCCGCCCCGCCGCAGCGGCCCCGGCUCUCCGGCAGCCGCCGCCCCACAGCCCCGCAGGCUCCCUGGCACCCGGAAACGGCAGCAUCGACGCGGGGCUAGGGCUUUCCCCCGGGCAGAGAUGAGCGGGCUCGGGCCGGCCGCUGAGGCGGCGGGCUGGCGGCUGGACAGCGAGGUCUUCCUCCCCGAGGAGACGCGCGGCGCCACACCUGUGGAUUUCCUGCAGCAGCUGCCCAGCUACCAGUCGGCGCUGAGGCGCCGCGCCACCGCCGGCACCCAGGACCGGCGGGCGGCCUCCCAGGACCCCGCGGGGCUCCGCGCUGCUGAGGGCCGUGGGCUGCAGCAAGAGGGAGACGAGGUGGCCGCUCGCCCCGCCAGAGAGCACCCCUUGACCAUCGCGGAGAAGAGGAGAUUAAGGUACUGUCAGCAGGCUGAUAUAAAAUAUUUAUCUGGAUGGAAACAGUGGAAAAGAACUAGCAGUAAGUCAUUGAAAAAAGUCCUCAGUGAAGUCAAGGAAUUGUCAUCUUACCUGGAGCUUUGGCGACAUGAUAUUCAUAGCAUAGAAGGGAAAUUUGGUACUGGCAUCCAGUCCUACUUCUCCUUCCUGCGUUUUCUGGUCCUGCUCAAUUUUAUAAUUUUUAUCCUGAUGUUCAGUCUUGUUACCCUUCCCAGCAUCAUUUCUAAGUAUGGAAUGUUCAACAGUAGCUUUGCUAAAAUUCCUCCAAAGAACGUAGAGCCUCACUGCACAGUUUAUGAACCUAGUGGUAAUAAGGGACUUGUUUACUUCUAUACUUACCUCAAAGAUUUGCUCAGUGGCACUGGAUUCCUUGAAGUGACAGUUUUGUUUUAUGGCUAUUACACGAUAGAUGCGGAAUGGAUCAGUAUCCAGAAGUACAACUUGCCACUAGCAUAUCUGCUGGCUACAUUUGGCUACCUCGCGUUAAGUCUUGUCUGGAUAAUAAAAAGGUCUGUGGGAGGAUUUAAGCAGAACUUGGUGCAUAAUAAAGAUCCAUUUCAGAGUUAUUGUAACAAAGUCUUUGCAGGCUGGGACUUCUGCAUUACAGAUCCAAAUGCAGCACGGCUAAAACAUCGCAGCUUGCAAUAUGAGCUCCAAACAGACUUGGAGGAAGAAAGACUGAAGCGAAAAAUAGCUGACAGGACAACGAAAGAAAAGCUACGCAUCUACUCUCUGAGAAUAUUUAUAAAUAUAAUUGUCAUUGCAGUUUUAUCAGGAUGUUUUUACUCUAUUUAUAGAGCAACUGUCUUCUCUCAAGAAAACUCUAACGACGUCAGCAACAUGAACUUCCAGGCUAAUCUCUUAGUGCAGUAUUUGCCUUCCAUGGUAAUCACAUUGGCCAACUUCAUUGCUCCUCAGAUCUUCUCAUUUCUGAUCAGAUUUGAAGAUUAUUCACCAGCCUUUGAGAUCAGGCUGACGUUGAUGAGGUGUGUCUUUGUGCGGUUGGCCAAUAUCGGUGUUCUCUUGUUCUCGCUGUGGAGUCAGAUCUCCUACUGUGCCACCGACAAGUGUAACGCCUGUGGAUACAAUUACGAACUCUAUCCUUGCUGGGAAUCUGAAGUUGGGCAAGAAAUGUAUAAGCUGAUGAUAUUUGAUUUUAUUAUAAUUCUUGCUGUGAUCCUGUUUGUGGACUUUCCUAGAAUGUUAUUAGUUACUCAUUGCUCUUGCAAGCCAGUUCAGUGGUGUGGAUUGCAGGAAUUUGGAAUUUCUGACAAUGUCCUGGAAAUCAUUUAUGGGCAGACUAUCUGCUGGAUUGGAACCUUCUUUUCACCACUUCUUCCUGCAAUAGCGACUAUAAAAUACUUCAUCAUCUUUUAUAUUAAAAAGAUCAGUUUGAUACACACACGUAAACCUGCAGCUCGGCCUAUCAGAGCAUCAAGUUCCAAUUUUUUCUUCUUGGUGGUGCUGUUGAUUGGGCUCCUCUUGGCUUUUAUUCCUUUGGGAAUUAGCAUAGCACAUAUCCCCUCCUCCAAGGCAUGUGGGCCAUUCAGGAAUUUUAACACUUCAUGGGCAGUUGUUCCACAUACCAUAGAUGGGUUUCCAACAGGUCUGCGGCAGGUGCUUUAUGGCAUAGCAUCAGAAGCCUUUGCAGUGCCUUUUUUUAUGGUCAUUUGCCUCAUUAUGUUCUAUUUUAUUGCCUUGGCUGGAGCACACAAACGAGUGGUUGAGCAGCUGAGGGAGCAACUGGUUAUGGAGAGUCGUGACAAGCUGUUCCUCAUCAGAAAGAUAACAGAGGCUCAGAGGCAUCCUUGAAAACCACAAAAAGCCAGAAGAAUUUGACUUCCUGAAACUCCCAGAACCACUAGAUAAGAGUAAAACCAUCUGCAGCACCUAAAAACUGUGCAGCUGACUGGCACCCUGGCACUGCCCUCUGUGUAAUGGACACUUAUGGUCUUUUUCUCGAUUAUGCUUGUGAGCCUCACAGUUUCCAAGACCAGAGAUGGAGCUCAUUUAUAUUGUUAGACCUGUCCAAAAAAAAUUGUGCAGUAGGACACUUUAUUGCUGCUACAAUUUAAGGGCUGUUGGGGUUUAAGUCCCUAUUUUUUCCGGGGGGUUGGGUAAAAUGUGAUCAGAACUGAAAUUUGUUUUCAGUUAAACUUCUGUUUAAGAACUUUCAUGCUCUUUUUACAAAUUACGCUUUAAGAAUCGUGAGGGAGGGGGAAAGUGUGGUUUCCCAUGUUCCCAAUUCCUUUCUCUUAAAACCAAAGCAAGAGGGAGACGUACGUCAGUAUUUUGAAAUGGUGCAUAGGAGAAGGAAAUGUCGCGUGGGUUUGAGGUCCGUUUGCUAAGUACUUUUGGAGAAGAGACUUUGAUAUUUAUUUUGCCCUGAGCCAGCGAGCGCAGGUGAGCAGCGGGUGGCUCCGCGGAAAGGCUCAGCGGAAGGACGGUGACGCAGGAGCUGUGGGUGAGCUCUGGGCAGCACCUGGGGCCUGCCUUUCGUUUUAAGUGGGUUAAGGCAUUAUUACUUGUGUUUUGUUCUCGUACAAACGUCUUGACUACUGUUCUCUUUGUUCUAAAAUGUGAAUAUUUGAGAGUUAAGUUAUAGUUUGGAAAUGGAACAUUCAGAAACUUGCGUGUCCGUAACCUUUAAAUUCCUGUUUCUUGUUGCUUAAAUGAGCUGCUGGAGCUGUGUGGCUCGGAGGGGGCGGUGUUUCUGAGAUCACGGACCGUUUCCUUCAUUCAGAGGUUGUGCGUUGGGGUUUUCUGUACAGAACUGUGUUUAUUACUUGAAAUUUGCCAGUGGCACACUGACAGUAUGUGAUAGUGUGUGAUAGAUAGUUAGUAUGCUCUUUUUGUGUAAUAUUUCGGGAUGUCUCCUGACGUCAUUUUAAAGAAAUUA
Molecule: messenger RNA, 3387 nt
Organism: Chroicocephalus ridibundus (black-headed gull)
Lineage: Eukaryota; Metazoa; Chordata; Aves; Charadriiformes; Laridae
Gene: TMC7
Product: transmembrane channel like 7
Exons: 16
Coding region: 153-2300 (715 amino acids)
Cellular component (GO): plasma membrane
Molecular function (GO): mechanosensitive monoatomic ion channel activity
Source: RefSeq, a predicted model, not a curated record